Dermacentor andersoni is the source of this 2264-nucleotide messenger RNA. NCBI's taxonomy places the organism in Eukaryota, Metazoa, Arthropoda, Arachnida, Ixodida, Ixodidae. The record is from RefSeq and is a predicted model, not a curated record.
UUCGUACCUAGCAGUCGACGACUCGUCGAACCUGUAGCUAUAAUCACUGCGCCAAGAGUUGCUCCAGCUUCAAUCAUGCCGGAGGCGGUGAUGUGGGAGGGCGUGAUCACGGCGCUGAUCGUCGCACUCGCGGCACCGCUGCUGCACUACCUGUGGUUCUCGCUGUGGAGGAUGUUUCGACCCGACCUGCCGCCUGGACCGCGAGGCCUGCCUCUCCUCGGCUACCUGCCAUUCAUGACCGAGUACGGACAUCGGGACAUCGAGACGCUCAAGCAGAAAUACGGCAACGUGUUCGGACUCCAGCUUGGUUUACGGUACGUGGUCUUCUUGUGCGACUUCGGCUCCAUAAAGGAGGCCCUCUCGAACGACGCCCUGCUCGACCGGGCCCAUGAAUUUCCCUUCAACGUCCACGAGAAAUCUCAAAGUGCUCCUUACGCAGGCAUUACACUGGCCAACGGGCGGCGUUGGAAGGAACAGCGCAGGUUCACGGCGAGGACGUUCAAGACGCUGAUCAGUACCACACAGACUCUCGAGAGGCAUAUACACGACGAACUGUCGAACUUGGUUCGCGAGCUGGCGUCUCACAAGGGCGAGCCCGUGGCCAUCUCCUCGUUGUUGCUGUCCAGCACGUCCAACGUCAUCACGGCGCUGGUGUACGGCCGGAGGUUCGAGUACGGCAGCCCCGAGCGUGUCGAGCUGGACGAGUUCGCCGAUGGGAUCAUGGCGUUGGCGCCACAGAUGUCGCCCAUCAACUUCUUCCCGUGGCUGCGCAGAGUGCUCUCCAUUCUUCGCAUAGGAGCAUGCGGGAGGCUCAGGAGCGCUUUGAUACGAAGGGAUCGCCUCUCAGAGACCCUAAUAGGCCUUCACGAGAAAACCUAUCAGGACGGUGUGGUUCGUGACUACGUUGAUGUCUUUCUCAGCGAGAUGAGACGACGAGAGAAAGAAAAGAAGACUUUCACGCGCGACGUGCUUAAGAGCAACGCGGCCUCCUUCUUCGGUGGCGGGAGCGAGACCGUGCGCUCCGCGAUAGAGUGGCUGCUACUGACAUGCGCCGCCAAGCCGGAGAUGCAGAACCGCAUCCGGGCCGAGAUCGACGUCGUGCUCGGUCAAAGCGGUCAAGGUUCUCGCGUGCAGUGGGAAGACCGCAGCAGGAUGCCGUACACGCAGGCCUUCAUCUGGGAGAUGGCGCGCUACGAGCCGAUCAACCCUUUCGGCCUCAUGCGAUGCGCCAGCGAGGACACGAAAGUAAGCGGCUACGUAAUACCACGAGGUAGCGUCGUGGUCCCUUCGCUGAGGUCCAUCUUCUACGACACGUCCUUUUGGCAAGACCCAGAAGUUUUCCGGCCCGAGCGCUUCUUGGUCGAAGGAGGCACCCGAGCCAGGAAACCUGAGAGGCUGAUCCCUUUCUCAUACGGCAAGCGUUCUUGCCCCGGGGAGAUGAUCGCCAACAUGGAGACGUUCAUCUUUCUUACCACCAUCCUGCAGCACUUCAUCAUCGAGGUGCCUCCCAGUGGUCCGGCCCUCGCUUUCGACGAGGUGUUGACCAUAUCGCUUAGGCCCCGAUCGCAGGAAUUAGUUUUCCGCGCGCGACAAAUGCGCGCUUGACAGCACCCCUAAUAGAUCCUGCAGCAAGUGGUUUUGCAGAGUACUCGAAUCAUACGCGCUCCGAGACGCCGCUUGGAAUUCCUGCGAACCCUCCGUUACCGCUCUGUGGUUAUGAUGAUGAUGAUGUUUCAGUGGCAUCCCCUUUGAAAUGGGGCGGUGAAAAAUAGUCACCUAGGCUGCUUGAUUUAAUCAGGUCGCCAAUACAUGUUCUUUACCUAGCAUUUUUGUGUACAUCGCCUUAAUAUUUUUUUCCCCUUUGAAUAUAUAUAUAUAUAUAUAUACAUAUACAUACCUUGUACCGCUGACCAUGACUGUAUAUAAGAGACCCGGCUGUAUCGAUCUCUUCCCUGCUUUUUUCCCACCAAUACUCUAACUGUCUCUUUCUUACUGACUGCUGACCGGACGAUGCUUCCGCCCACUUCAAAUCCAAGUGGUCCUGGAAAGUGUACGUUACCUACGGUUCUCUCUGGGUGAAUCUCUUCGCAUUCCAUAAGGAUGUGCUUAGUGGUCUCCGGAGUUUUGCUGCAGCAUGGAUGGACGGACGGACGGACGGACGGACGUGUGUGUGUGUGUGUCUUGUUAUUUUAUGGUAAUGUUCUACCUAUGUUAAAGAAGAAUGAAAUUAACAGAAAAGGGAAUAAACAAGAUGAAUUCCCAUA